Aptenodytes forsteri (emperor penguin) is the source of this 712-nucleotide messenger RNA. RefSeq names its product dynactin subunit 3 (gene DCTN3). Gene Ontology annotation, biological process: cytoskeleton-dependent cytokinesis. NCBI's taxonomy places the organism in Eukaryota, Metazoa, Chordata, Aves, Sphenisciformes, Spheniscidae. The coding region runs from base 55 to 390 and encodes 111 amino acids. Gene Ontology annotation, cellular component: dynactin complex. The transcript is spliced from 6 exons. The record is from RefSeq and is a predicted model, not a curated record.
UUUAAGAAAAUUGAAGAUGUAAUAAAAUACCUCGACCCUCAGUACAUUGAUAGGAUGGCUGUUCCAGACGCCAUGAAGCUGCAGUUCAUCUUGGCAGAGGAGCAGGUUAUUCCUUCCCGAGCAGCCCUUCUGGAGCAGGUGAAGAACCUCCAGCCCAUCUUGGACAGUGCCAGUAUCCAAGCGGUUCCUGACCAUGCAGCCAAACUACAGCGACUCUCUCAAAUCCACAUACAGCAGCAGGAACAGCGUCAAGAUCUCACCGACAGCGUCAAGAUGCUUCUCGAAGACUACAACAAAAUGACCCUGCUGCUCUCCAAGCAGUUUGUCCAGUGGAAUGAAAUACUGACGCAGCUGGAAAUGGCCAAGGAAGCGAAACCUGCGGCAGAGUGAUGGCAGAGCCCGGGAGCAUGGAGAGCCCCGGGGACCCUGCUGGCCUUGGGUCGCUCAGGAGAGGCUGCAGCACAGCUUGCACUCUGUCAUCUUGGCAUCUUCCCACUCAGCGUGAGCAUGCUGCGACUAGUGCCGCAGGCUCUCGGGGGGCACCCUGGCUCCGCGGCUGCACUGUGUCAGCCCCAAAUUGAAGCCACACUACUCCUUAAUAUGCCACUGUUUGCAGAUCUUGCACUUCCCUGAAAUAAGUUUUGGUUUCUAACAUAUUUAAAAAUCCCUUUCUGCUCUUACUGUGAACCGUAGUAAAGUCCUGAAAUGCUGA